AUGGCAGAGUCGUCAAAGGGGUAUGCAGUGGUUACAGGUGCAAACAGGGGCAUUGGAUUUGAAAUAUGCAAGCAGUUGGCUACAAAGGGUACGACGGUGGUGUUAACGGCUAGAGAUGCGAAGAGGGGUCUUGAAGCUGUUGAGAAGCUGAAAGAGUCUGGUUUAUCUGAAACUGUCGUUUUCCAUCAACUUGAUGUGACAGAACCUGCGAGUAUUUCUUGUUUGGCAGAUUUCUUGAAGACUCAAUUCGGAAGGCUUGAUAUCUUGGUGAAUAAUGCAGGAAUUGGUGGUGUUACAGCAGAUCAAGAUGUUGUAAGAGCUUCCGUUCUCGGAAAGCCCGGUGCCCAAAUCAACUGGAGUGAAAUACUGAUUGAAACAAACGAGUUAGCUGAAGAAUGCCUCAAAACAAAUUACUAUGGUGUCAAAAGAAUGUGUGAAACACUCCUUCCCCUCCUCCAUUUAUCUGAUUCUCCAAGAAUUAUAAAUGUUUCGACUUCAAUGGGGCAGUUAAAGAAUAUUUCAAAUCCAUGGGCCAAAGCAGUCCUUGGUGAUGUUGAAAAUCUGACAGAAAAGAAAGUGGAUGAGGUACUGAGUGUGUUUCUGAAAGAUUUGGAGGCAGGUUCAUUACAGGCCAAUGGCUGGCCGACUCUUUUGGCUGCCUAUUCCAUCUCCAAAGCAGCUAUGAAUGCCUAUGCAAGGAUCCUGGCUAAGAAAUACCCCAGUUUCCACAUCAUCUGUGUUUGCCCUGGCUCUGUGAAAACAGACAUAAACUACAACACUGGCCUGUUAACUGUUGAGGAGGGCGCUGAGAGUGCAGUGAGAUUAGCUCUGCUGCCCAACGCUGGCCCUUCUGGCCAAUUCUUUGUUCGGAUGGAACAGUCAGAAUUUUGAUGAUCAGAUAAUUCUCCAUUUUCAAAAGAAAGUUCACCUUGUGAAAAGUUAUGCCUUUUGCCUUCUUUUGUCAAUGAACACCUACGAAUCUCAAUCUAAUAAAAAGCAUAUGGCAAAUUAUUGCGUGUCAUUCAUGCAAAUAUGCUUCCAUCUUGUGUUAUUUCAUUUUAUGCAAAUAUGGUUUCUGCAUAACAUUUACUCAGCCUUUGAGCUAUAUAUGUGGAAAAUUUUGGAAGGAAACAGCGUUGCCUGUCAUCUUUCACCAUAUAAAUAUAGGCAUUGUUCAGGUUAUGGAUUACAAUUUACAAUUCCAAUAUCAAGACAACUUGAUAUCUGAGAGGAAGUUCCCAAAGGGUCCCAGACUCAGCCAACAGGAAGCCAGUCAAGGAUGGUGAGAAAUUUCCUAUCAAAAUGAAAACAAAAGACGGCACUUAAAGAAGCAAGUGCGACUUCACCUUCUAGCUCUUGUUCACCAUAUCCAACCAAAUUUGGCUGCUUCCUCGAACCAUCUGAAACCAUAGAGAAAAGAUUGAAAAGUUGUCGGUUCUAUUGGGAAUAUGCCAUUAUCAUCCUCUCAG
Messenger RNA from Theobroma cacao (cacao), 1469 nucleotides. RefSeq names its product (+)-neomenthol dehydrogenase-like. Gene Ontology annotation, molecular function: oxidoreductase activity, acting on the CH-OH group of donors, NAD or NADP as acceptor. Gene Ontology annotation, cellular component: membrane. The record is from RefSeq and is a predicted model, not a curated record. Lineage: Eukaryota; Viridiplantae; Streptophyta; Magnoliopsida; Malvales; Malvaceae.